This is a messenger RNA of Amyelois transitella, 2557 nucleotides long. RefSeq names its product inhibitor of growth protein 1. Gene Ontology annotation, cellular component: nucleus. Lineage: Eukaryota; Metazoa; Arthropoda; Insecta; Lepidoptera; Pyralidae. Gene Ontology annotation, biological process: positive regulation of DNA-templated transcription. Bases 117 to 1085 code for a protein of 322 amino acids. The transcript is spliced from 5 exons. The record is from RefSeq and is a predicted model, not a curated record.
UUGACGGUGACGGCUGUUGGCCGAGGAGAACGCAGUGAACUUGUUAUUCCAUUUGAAAGUAAAUUAGUUUCUGUUAAAAGAUUUAAGUUAAUGAAGACUGUGUGAAAAUCAUUACCAUGUUAAGUCAAACUUCUACUGAGGCGUUGCUCUCAGCAACUUACGUAGAAAAUUACUUAGAUUGUGUUGAAAAUCUUCCGAAUGACCUGCAACGACAUUUAUCGCGUAUGCGUGAGCUUGACGUAACAUACAGAGAAUGUCUACGUGAUGCGGAAAACCACCUGGCUGUUUGCAUCAGUUUGAACACAGAGGAGCGUCGUCGCACCAGAGCUGCCAUCAGACUUCAAGCGGCGCUGGUUGCAGCCAAGGAGAUAGGAGAUGAGAAGUUGCAGGUGGUCCAGUUAUUGCAAGACUUAAUUGAUAACAAGCAGAGGUCUCUUGAUGGAGAUCGGAAGAAACUAGUUUCUUGCCUUGACGUGAACACAAAUGGUACAGUUAAAGAAGAGCCCACAACACCUUCGGAGUCCCAUCGGAGCGGAGACAAGGACAGCUCUCCGCUGCCAGCACAACACUCCACCCCCGCACCGACCGCUGAACGCGCACCUGAGAAAGAGAAGGAGAAAGCUGAUCGAGAUAAGAGUGGAGGGGAGAGAUGGUCGAAACGCGCUCGCAGGUCGCGUGCCGCGGCCGGCGGCGCCACCGACGGGGCCGACUCCAGCGAGCGCGACAGCGAGCGGCCGCAGCACAACACGCACCAGAAGAAAGGCAUGGGCAAGAAAAAGAAGCGCAAAGCCCGCCAAGCGGCGCAGCGCUCAGAGACGCCGCCCGAAGAAACGGAUGCCAUUGACCCCGACGAGCCCAGAUACUGCCUCUGCGACCAAAUCUCCUUCGGCGAGAUGAUUCUAUGCGACAACGACCUCUGCCCCAUAGAAUGGUUCCAUUUCUCCUGCGUCUCCUUAACAACCAAGCCGAAGGGGAAGUGGUUCUGUCCUAAAUGCCGCGGGGACCGGCCGAACGUCAUGAAACCUAAAGGACAAUUCCUGAAAGAACUGGAACGGUAUAACAGGGAGAAGGAAGAGAAGGCAUAGUGUUAAGUGAGUUAAUUGAGAAUGACAAGGAUGUGAAGCAGCAAUAAAGGCUGAUUUGACCGCUAAUAUUGAUCACUUGUUACAUUUAGUGCAAUGAAAGAUAGUACACAUUUUUAUCAUAAUGAUCCAGUGAUUGAGCCAAACCAUAUAAUAAUUAUAUACACAUGAAAUUGACUGAAGCGCUGACAGUACACACAAUUCUACAUUCUUUAAGAAAUAUGCUAAGAGACAAUCUUACGGGACUAAAACAUUUUGUAGCACAUUUCAAAAGUAACACAAAUGGGCACUAAAUUCGUGAUUCUGAGACUAUUUUUCAUAGCAUGCUAUCUGCAGUCUCAAUUUUGAACGUAAUAAUGAUUGAUAUAAAAAAUUUAACACAUUGCAUAAUGAACGACAUGACAUAAAAUAUGCAGCGAGUGUUAAAUAUUAGUGUAAUGAUCACUGUAAAGGCAGCAUUCAGUUCGACACAAUCGGAAAUCAAACAGCCUACUGCCAUCCUAUCUUUAUUGUAAAAAUUUCAAAGAUGCGAAGCAAGUCUCAACUGCUGGGAAAAAGAAAACAUAUUUACUCUACUCUAGUCCUUUGCUGGUCUUACAGAGUAGUAAAAGAUGAAUGUUAGGAUUCUUCAGUUUUCCGAAAUGUUUGAAACCAUUCUCAUUAAAUCCAUACACAGAGAGUAUUAUUAUGUAAAUGUGAUUUCAAUUUGUAAAAAUUAUUUGCUUACAAGUAAGUUGUACCCGAGUACACAAAUAAAAAUAAAUUAUUUAGAAGAAUCUCUAUGUUUCAAAUUAUAAUGAAGUUAAAAGGGACAUUUCUAUUGAAUUUUAUUUGAUAAAAAGUGUCGUUACGACUCCAAUAGAUGUAUAUAUAAUUGUAUUUUCUUAUUAUUAUUGUGAAUUGAAUAACGCAUUAAUGCGUCGACAACUAUUGUACAUAGCCACGGGGCUAUAUUUCGUAUUACAAAAAAUUCAUAUUUUAAAAAACUUCUCUUUAUUUCAUUGUUUAGUCUUCUCUUCUCAAGAAAUUACAAAAAAUUUGAUCUAAUAAUUAGCUCACUUCUUACUAUGUCAAGAUGGUUAGCUGCUCUCAACAAUACAUAAAAAAUCCUAUUGGUCAUUGUAAUCUAAAUCUCAAAACUUUGGACGAAUUUACUCUUAAAUAGUCACAGUGGACUUUCAUUAGUCUUUUGUGUUCACUAGCGUAGACUCAGUGUUAUGAUAACGGAAAAUACUUUCCAUUUUCUGAAGCUUUUAUUCAUAUAAGUAACGAAUGGUCUUAUGGUUGGUUAUGAUAGUUGUUGCGAGGCGCAGAGCGAUUACGCACAUUCAUUCAGCAUCCUACAAUGUGAUACUCGUUUUAUUCAUAAUUUAAAUUGAUGUAAAUAAAUGUAAGGCGAAUCAAAUGCGCGUAGUCUGCUCUCCCUUUGAAUUUUGUUUGUAUGGAUAAGUUAAAUAUAAGUUUUAAGAAUUGUA